UGUCAGUGACAGCUCGGUCCGCGCCCUGCGAUCGUCCACGUCUCGUCUGUAGGUGGAUGCGAGGAGGAGACCGACGCUCAGAGGACCGAGGUCCGUUCACACCCCCGAAACACCUGCAAGGAAAGGACGCAAAAAACGCGGAGAGCUGUUUUCUGUCCCGACUCGAGCGCUGCAAAACUCGACACACACACACACACCGGCGUUCAUUAUCAGGAGUCCUGGACCUACCCUGUGGUUGGACGUGAUGCCAGGCCUUCGGAACCGGUCCACUUGGGAGCCUCUGCAGCUCAAAGCAUCUUGUGUCAAGUCCUGUGCCAACGGCUACUCCCUAGGCAUCACCAGCAACCUCACCUAUGCCAACAUGCAGAACGAGCCAGUGGAAGGCAUAUUUGUGUAUCCAAUGAGGGAGAGAGAGGUAGUGGUUGGGUUUGAGGCGACUGUUGCUGGCCACAUAGUUGGCGUUCAGAUCCAGAGCUGCGCAAAGCUAGAGGAGUGUCGCCUAGACUACUGUCCGUGCAGUACCCUAGACACACAGUAUGGGAAUGGUCACGACUGCAGCUGCUGUGGUACCUCUGGCCGAGGCAUGCACUGUACCAAUGGGCACAUAGUCCUGGAUGAGGACCUGGAGAGAACCACCUUCAUCAUGAGCACAGGAACCAUUGGCCCAAUGGACCUUGUGACUGUAGUCAUGAGUACUACCAUGGAGGUGGGCACGCUGGAGAAUGGCGCGGUUCGCUUGCUGUAUCCCUCAGUGCUCACCCCUAUUGUCAGGGGAAGGACAAUUCCAAACAAGAGUGAGCAUGGAGAAAGGUGGGAUGAAAGUGGGCCAAUCAGCUGCUUUGGGGCUGGGAAACAGGACAGGCCUCCAGGCUCUGCCCAGCAGUGUUUCCAUUCCAUCUUUACUAACCCUGCUACCAGCAGCCUACCUUAUGAACUCAGUUUCCAGCUGCUUGUGCGGGGGGCCUGUCUUCUUGCAGGUCUGGAAAGCCCAACCCAUGCACUGCGGGCUGAUGCAGACCCCAGUGCACAGUCUGCUUCCACCACUUACAUCACCCUGGCAGAGGAGCACACGUAUGAUCGGCAUGUGGAGAUCAUUUUGCACCUGAGUGAGCCUUUCCAGCCUCAAGUAAUCCUAGAGAGGGGCCGCCUCACCUUCCAGGAGUAUGAGCAGCAGAUAAGUGCCCGUCGCGAUUUCAUCCGUAUUUCCCGGAAGGAGGCAGAGCCUGAGAAGAAGAUGCAAUUUGUGAGGAAGCGCUUCCACAAAGACAUCCUAUGCAAUCCAGUUCUGAUGCUUAACUUGUGCCCAGACUUGCUGAGUGAACCUGUGGAGCUGCAUCAUGCUACCAGAGAGCUCUUCUUUCUAUUGGAUCGUAGUGGCAGCAUGAGCAGCACGAACGUCGACAGAGUCAAGGAGGGAAUGCUGGUGGCCAUAAAAAGCCUGCCCCCGGGAACACUGUUGAACAUCGUGGGCUUUGGAUCCAUUCUCAGAACCCUGUUCCCCAGCAGCAGGCUCUGCACCAAUGAGACCUUGGCCACAGCCUGUGAGUAUAUCCAGAGGAUGAAGGCGGACUUAGGAGGCACCAACCUACUCGGCGCUCUGUCCUGGGUGUACCAACAGCCAGGUCAGCGCAGCUGUCCACGCCAGGUGUUCAUCAUCACCGAUCGCACGGUCAGCAACGUGGGCCGGGUAUUGGAGCUGGUGCGGAGGCACACGUGUGCAGCCAGGUGUUUUGGCCUUGGCCUGGGUCCUCUGGCUUGUCGGCGACUGCUACAGGGAGUUGCCAAGGUGACCGGUGGAAACUCAGAGUUUCUUGAUGUAGAUGAGAGACUGCAACCCAAGUUGAUUAAAGCCCUGAAGAAGGCCUUCGAGCCCGUCCUUACCGAUAUCCGUAUAGACUGGUACCUCCCAGACAACAUGGAGGCUCUCCUCUCGCCCAGCGAAAUCCCUCCGAUCUACCCAGGGAACUGUCUCAUAGGCUACUGUACGCUUUAUGAUCUGUCUGCCUUUCAAAGCAAGAAGUGUGAACUGAGCAGGAGUCAACCCUCCAGGUGGCUGUCACAUGGGUCCGAGGGCUCCCUCUCACGGCACUCCAAAGACGAGCUCCUGCAGGCUCCGGUGUCAGCCCCUGAGCACAGUGACAUCGAGGAGGCCCUCUGCGAGAUAUCUAGAGAGAUCUCCUCUGAAUUCUCCUGUGCCCGUCCCUCCGAUGCCAGCGGAGAUACAGGUGAGACCAGCCUACCCAUAGGGAGAGAGCUUAAACACAAUCCAUCUUUCUGUCACUCAGUGGACAGCAAUACAAACGUGCAGCAGUCUCAAAAGCUGGGUGAAAGUGGGGAUAUCCAGUGUGCAGCGAAUCGGCAUGAAGUUGGGGAAGUGCUCGGACUGACUGGGACUCUUCGUGCGCGUUUCUCCAUAGCCGGGGAGCCGGAGUCACCGAGUGACGUGCGCCUCCGGAUCGCACGAGCCUCCUACGUUCAGGAGAAGUACAUGUUGACCCACUGUUCCCUGAGCAGCGAAAGGGCCGACCUCUCGCCCGAGUCCGACUCGGCUGUGCUCCUCCACAACGCUAGCUCUCUGCCCCAGGGCCUCAAAAGGACAGCCCCAUCUGAACCCAGGGGUUUAACUCGCUGGGGGACAUGGAGACAAGCAGCCUCCUCUGACAGCACUGACAGUGGGUCAGCAAUGGCAGAAGAACGUAGGUUGAAGCAGAGAGCACUGGCCCGCUCAGCCAUGUCGGGGCGUAGUUUCUCUUCCCCUCAGGGAGAGCUGGACCUCCACCGGCUUCGCCGCGCACUUGAGAAGGUCUCCUUCCACCAAGUGCUGGGUGGCCAGCUCAAUGAGGGUGAUGCGGAGACCAUGCCCACCCCCAAAGGGGCACUGUCCCACAGGAGCCUCACUGACUCCAACAGCCUGCUAUUCCCCGCUUCCCCCCUGGACUGGGACACUUUCACGGAAUCAGAGUACCUGUUUUCUGCACUCCCCCCUGAGGAGCCCCCUACUCAGUGCCGAGCGGUCAUCCAUGGCCUACUGGCUGGCAAGCCCAUGUCCUGGGAGGCAGUGGUGGACCUCUCACCUCUCUGGAAACCAGAGGACUUGAGGACCACACCGGGAAGGAAUAGCUGGCUAGAGAUCAUACAUCAACUAACUGCUCGUUCCGUCAUCCGUGACUUUGAGAACAUGGCUGAGCGGGAGCCCAGUUCCGAGCACGGGCUCUCUAAGAGGUACCGCACAAAAGCCAUUCAGACCAGAAAGGGCUCCAACAUACUCUGCAUGUACACAGCCUUCACACCCAUCAACAGCUCCUCCAGCGAGGGUCUGGCCAGCUCUAUGGAAAUGUGCGAUGCAGGGACACACUCUGGGCUGCGGGGCAGGAGGCACAGAGCCGACUCCAUGGGCUUGGGGUGCAAACCCUCCAGGCGCGACUCUGAGGAUUUUGAGGACACCAUGACAUCUACAGACAGGGAUGACACACCUGCUUCCCCCUGCAGUCUGACCUCCUGCGACAGUAGUAUAGGGGGCAGUUGGAAUCCUGCCAGCCCUUCAGCAGCAUCCACACGUUCUCAGCGCUCAGCAGAGAGCUGGUCUAUGGAGAGUUUCUUCGGUUCCAAGUUCAUGCUGAGCCGGCUGAGGACCGCCGAACAGCCCAGCAAGCAUGGGCCAUUGAAACCCCACUGCCUGGCCAGCGAAAGAGAGUGUGAGAGUGCCGAUUACCUUCCCCUGGUGCGUCUCCAGUUGGCCUCUGGGGCCUUUCUUCUGACAAACCUGUACUCCGAGUGCAUCCAGAUCCCGCUGGAUCGGCUGAAGAGAGCCUCUCCUUACACUAGGCACCGCAGCAGUCGGAGCCCCCCAUUACAAUGUACCUCCCCCUCCAUCAGUACCAGCACUGGCCCCAAGCCUCCUGCAGGUCAGAGUGACAUACUUAUGCUAGCUUCGAGUUCCAGGUUAGGGUUUGCCCACAGCGAGGACAUUGUUGACAUUUCAGUAGAGCCCACGAGUAUGGAGGAGGUGACCCCUGAGCUGCACAGGGCUGUGCCCCAGGUGGAUAGCGGCCGUGGCUCCGAAACGGACAUGUUCGAAGGUUCGCUGCCGGAGCCCUCGGAGCAGUCUGUGGACUACCUGGUCCAGCAGGAUCUAGAGGGCUCAAGCUGGGCUACAGCAGUGGCACUAGCCUGGCUGGAGCAUCGCUGUGCUGGCUUCUUCGUGGAGUGGGAGUUAGUAGCAGCCAAAGCAGACUUCUGGCUCCGGGGACAGCAGUUACCGGAGGGAAUGGACCUGGCCAGUCUGAAAACGGCAGCACGCCAGCUCUUCUUACUCAUUCGUCACUGGGAUGAGAACAUCAAGCUGAACAUGCUAUGCUACAAUCCCAACAACGUGUGAAAUGUAAGAAAAGCACACAGACCUGGGCUUCUCUAAACACAGCUACAAAUUGUUCUAGCCAAAAGAUCAAUUACUCCCCAACAUAAAAUGGAGGGAUUUCCAAGGGUUCCCUGGCUUAACUUAUUAGUACACACACACAAAUUGUCUGAAACCGCUUGUCCCAAGCGGGGUCGCGGCAAACUGGGGCC
This is a messenger RNA of Scleropages formosus (Asian bonytongue), 4566 nucleotides long. It is a transcript of the gene vwa5b2, whose product is annotated as von Willebrand factor A domain containing 5B2. The record is from RefSeq and is a predicted model, not a curated record. The transcript is spliced from 21 exons. Lineage: Eukaryota; Metazoa; Chordata; Actinopteri; Osteoglossiformes; Osteoglossidae. The coding region runs from base 245 to 4378 and encodes 1377 amino acids.